GAGUAAACAUUGUAAGAAGAACGAAUGGGAUAAGUGGGAAAAGUAAUACACACGCGAGAUCAAAACAGAAAAUGAAAAAAUAUAUUAAAACAUUAAAUUCUUUAAUAAAAAGUGAAAAUAAAUAUAUAAAAAUAAAUAAAAAACAUAAAUGAAAUAAGUAAAAGUUUAUUAAAAUAAAAAUUAUGAAAAUAUAAUGGAUAAAAGUUUAAAAAUUUCAAAGAUAAAUAAAAACCCCUCGCGAACAACGCCAUAAAGUAAAGAUGACAAAAUAAAUAGUCCGUGUGAAAAAAUGAUAUAAAUGUUUAAUAUUAAAAAAAAAGAUAAUUUAUUAAGUCAUUCAACGGAUUAAUAGAAAUAAUUUUAAUAAUAAUUUUUUUUAUUUUUAAUUUUAAAGGAUAACAAAUUAAAAUGGCCGAUGCUUUAACCGAAAUUUUAAGGGCUGCCAGCAAACAUCCCAAUUCCCGCGUCUCCAAACUUAUACACACUGUCGAAGAGGAACCCAGUCAAAAGAAUAUUGUUUUACUUUUAAUUGAACUGGCCGAGCAUGCUGAAUAUUCUACCGAUUUUAAUGUAUCAUUAAAAUAUUAUUUGGAUUUAUUUGAACAUUUGGGCAUUAAUAGUGAUUUAGUCUUAAAUGAAGCUGGUCUUCUAUUGGUUAAUUCUUCCAAAAUCUAUUCAAAACGUGUGGAUUAUGUACAGAGUCUUGUGGAGAGACAGAUAUUAACUUUAUCUAAUGCCGAUGAUGAGUUACAGAAACAGAAAUUAGAACAAGAAGCCGCCGCCGAAAAUGUUGCGACACCCACCGAAAAACCCAAAAGAGGCCGUAAACGUGCCUUAGACGCUCCCAGUGAUCCAUAUGAAGUUGAGUUAAUACCGAAAAAAUUCAAAAAAUUAACAGAAGAAAAACGUUUUGCUGCACCGAAGACACCACAAAAAGCCAAAUCAGUUUUACGUAAUAUAGAAAUGGAACAGCAAAUACAUCCGGCUGGUUGGUUACAUGCCACUAUCUAUGAUUUGGAAAAUGAAGAAGAUGUCGAUACGAAAAGAAAUUACAAAUUAUUUACAUAUCAUGUAGAACAUCGUUAUAAUACACUCGUACCAGAUAUAAACUUUCGCUUACAUUUCAAAGUAAAAGAUUACAUCGAUGAACAAGAGGAAAUGGAAGCAGAUGAAGCCUGUAAUACAGAUCGUAGUUGGCCGCCUUUAUCGGAGGCAUAUGUACAGAAAUAUUUACGUUUAGAAAACUAUGUGCUGCAGCAGGAUUUAAAGGUUAACAAAAGAAAGGCAGCCGAAAUGGAGGAAGAUAAUGAUUUGGAUAAAAGCCAAGAUACAGAUGUUAUAAUUAAAGAUGAUAAUGACAAUAAAAAUGAAUCACAAUUAGAGCAAACCAUGCUUGAUUCUAGUACGGCUGAAACAGCAGCAGCAGAUACCACCAAAGAUAAUUUAGAUUCAACAAAUUUAAAUGGCAAAAAUGAUUCGGGUCUUGGUCAGAGCCUUCUAGAUGAGUCUGUACCCUUAGAUUCUACAAAUAUUGAAAAUCUAAAUGAUACAAAUAUAGCAGCUGAAUCUAAUAAAUCAUUAAAUGUUACCGAGACUAUACAAGAAAAUGAUUCUGCUUUGGGUACUAGUGUUCUCGAUCAAACUUGCAUUAUGGAAAAUAAUACAACAGGAAAUUUAGAUAACACAGCAAAUUCCGAAAAUCUAAAUGAAACAAAUGCAGAAGAGCCUAACAAAUCUUUAAAUAUUAACGAAAAUCAACAAGAAAAUGAUUCCGCUUUGGGUACUAGUGUCUUAGAUCAAACAGACAAUACGGAAAAUAAUACAACAAUAGAAGAAGGAAACUUGGAUACAACAACAAAUGUAGAAAAUAAAACAAAUGAAGAAGAGGCUAAUAAUUCGUUGAAUGCCACAGAAAAUGAAUCGGCUUUGAGUAAUAGUGUAUUGGAUCAAACAAAUAAUACAACUACAGCAACAGAAGGAAAUAUGGAUGAAACAACAGCAGAAACAAGUGGAAUUUUAGAAACAUCUAGUGGAGACAAUGAAGCUAAUGAAACCACAACAGAGAUGGAGAAAGAGGGAGAUAAAUCGACAAAUACUGCAGCACUUAUAGUACCAAUAGAAAAUCGAAAAGAUUCUGCUAUAAGUGACGAUAGACACCAUUCGAUAUCAACAGAAAACUUAGCAAUGUCAAUGGAAAACUUAAAUAAAAUAGAUGAUAAAACAUUACAAAUUGAUUUAGGCCACGAAAAGGAUAAAGACAACAACCAACUCCAAGUCCAACUUCCACACACCGAUGAUGAGGGUGUUUAUCUUUCCGACCAAGAAGACCACGAUUGUCGUAUGCUGUCUCCCAUUAUUAAUGCCACAAACAUACUGCCAGGUGUAGAAAGAAAAGAUAUAACCAUUUAUAUGGAUGAUGAAUUAAGACAAGCGCUGGAUAUGCGUGAUGGGAUAAUGGAACAUUUUAGUCAUGAAACCUACAAAGUGCCUGUGAUAACAGAACCAAAAAAACAAAAUUUAUUAUUUAAUAUUUUCAAAUUACCAGAAAAAUUGGUAAGAAGAAAAGUAAUAUUUAAAUUGGGACCCGAAAUGGAUUUAUAUUUACAAGCGCGCUCUUUAAAACGUUCCAGACCUGAACAACCAACACGCUCAACACGUGCACCACAACUUUUACAAUGGUUUUCUCUUAAUAAUACCGAUAUGACGGGAGUCUGUAUGUCACCACCAUAUAGUCCGGGACAUUGUUCAGAGUUUUAUGGUUUUUCCGAUAAUGAAGAUGAUGAUGAUGAUACCUUAAGUUGUGCUGAUUUUUGUGGCUUUACCGAAGAAGAACAAUCUACUUUAAUGAUUAAACAUACAUCACGUUUAAGUCGUGAUUCAGGAGUUGGUGUAGAUGUUAAUGCCUUAACACCGGAAAAAGAAACAUUGGAAAUUAUCUUUGAAGAUAGAGAAAUAUCAGCGAUUGAUAAUUGCAAAAAAGUUUUAAACUUAGAUCAAAUGCCCGAAAACUCAGAACAAUGUACGGAAGAUAUAUUAAAUCAACUGCCAGAGGAAAUAAGAGAUGUUCUAACUACAGAAUUGAAGGAAAAUAAUGAAACUACAAACGAUGAAAGUCAGAAAACUGAGACACAAGAAAGUUGUAGUCAAGCUACUGUUUCUAUAAAUAACACUGAAGAUACAGAAAAUGUGGCCACGGAAAGUAGUGUGGAAAAUUCGGAAAGUUUAAGCAGUGAAAAUCUUUCCACAAAUAAUACACAAGAAUCUGAUACGAAAUUAACAGAGUGUUCUACAGAAUCUUUACAAGAAAGUAGUGAAAAUACGGAAACUUUAGCAACUAGUGGGUCACAAGAAACGACAACUGAACAAACUGCGGAUGCAGCUACUGAGGCAACAACUAGCGAAUCUCAAGAUAAACUUACUGAUGUUCUAGUUGAGAGCGAAAUUCCUAAGGAAACUAAUGUUGCAUCAAAGUCUGAUGAUGAUGUUGAAAUAAAAGACAUCAUAAUAUCGAACUCAGAGGAAAGCCACAAAAGUGCUGAAGAAUUGUUAAAGGAAAAACUAGAUGCUGCCAAUUCUAUGGAAGAUAGAGAUAACUUUGACCAUCAACUAGAUAUUACGGAAGAUUGUGAUUCCGAUAAAGACGAUGAAAUGUUGGAUUUGGAUACUCAGGGAACUAAAACUAAAAUCCAACAAUGGCACGAACAUUUACAACCGAUUCUUGCCAAAUCUAGAGAACGUCAUCAUUUUGAUGUUUUCAAAUUGGGCACCGAAAUUAUCCAGACAGUACAAAGUACAAAAUCUGCCCACGACGACAAGGAGGAAACUUUAAAUGAUAUCAAAUCUAAACACCCGGUUGCCUCUUUUCAAGAUAUAAUGGAUAAUAAAGAUACUUCCUAUGUAUCUAGAUAUUUUCUUUCCACUUUACUGUUGGCAAAUCAAAGUAAUAUAGAAAUUUCUAUAGAAAAUAAAUCUUCAGAAAAACCUUCUUCAUGGCAGGAUAUACAAUUAAAACUAUUAAGUACAAAACGCCAUACGGUAGCUAUAGAGGAUAAUAUUGGUAUGAUUGAUAAUAAACAAAAUACAAAAACCGUACAGGAGAAAAUGACAAAAGCCUUAGAUGAGGAAGAAGAUGAGCCCUUGAUAAAGCUACAAAAUAGUAAAAAAUCUCCUAAGAAAACGAAAACAUCUUUAAAACGCGCAAGUGAUAAUAACACAACUGCUAAUAUAGCCCUAAAGAAGCCUAAAGAAAUAACACAUAGCCGACACAAUGAGUUGCCCAACCUGAUUGAAAGUGUACAAAUUAUAAAAAGUCCACAAGUAAAAGAACUAAAUCUAUUGCCCAGCACCAGUCGCCAGGCACAGCUAUUAAAUACAUCCACAUUUAAGGUCAACAUCAAUAAUGUACGGACACUACAACCCAUCGAAAAGGUACAACAAACAAGUGAUGAUUAUGAUUCUGGCAUUUUUUCAGUAGAUGAAAUGUCCACAUCAUGACGAAGAUAAUGACUUUUAAUCUUAAUGUGUAUGUUGUUAAUUUAGUUAAGUGUCUUUAUUGUGAUGUGACUGUCUGUCUGUUUAGUGGUAUAUACGUUAAAACGUAUGUGUUUUUUGCGACUGUGUACAAAAUGAAUUUAAUUCAUCUUUAAUAUUAGAAAAAUAACAAGAAAAUGUUCAAUUUAUAGAGGUUUUUGGUUAGGAUUUUCUUUUUUAUAAAUUUGUUUUGCAAUAUUUUAUGUUUUAAUUGUUUUAAGUACUAAUUUUAAGGUGUUUUUAUUAAGAUAAUUUUAUUAAGAGUAGUUUAAGAUUUUAGUAUAUAUACUUAAAUUAAAAAAAAAAUACACUUUUAUGUUUUAGUUUUAUUAUUAUUUGUGCUUGUCUAACAUUACGUUUUAUUUUAACUAAUUAUUUGAUAAGGACUAUAAUUACGUGUUCCAGUUUUUACGGAAUACAUAUCAUAAGUUUUAGAAGAGAAAAAAAAAUAAACACUUUUACACCCAAACACAAUUUUAAUAUUAAAAUGCUAAAAAAUAGUUUCCAGGAAAGUUUAUUCCAUAGAAA
This is a messenger RNA of Lucilia cuprina (Australian sheep blowfly), 5058 nucleotides long. RefSeq lists its product as uncharacterized. Lineage: Eukaryota; Metazoa; Arthropoda; Insecta; Diptera; Calliphoridae. The coding region runs from base 409 to 4494 and encodes 1361 amino acids. Gene Ontology annotation, biological process: meiotic chromosome condensation; mitotic sister chromatid separation. The transcript is spliced from 7 exons. The record is from RefSeq and is a predicted model, not a curated record. Gene Ontology annotation, molecular function: chromatin binding. Gene Ontology annotation, cellular component: nucleus; condensin complex.